UCAUUCCAGCGAAUGGAAGUGUUGGAAAACAGUGUUCAGGCCUCGGUUUCACUCGGCCUUUGGUUAUGAACGUUAUGAACUGACCAGACGACCACAGACGAUCCCCAUUUUUUCGUAAAUAAAAAUAACGAGUGAGCCCCCGCGGUUUUGUGCAAUCGUCCAGUGAUCGUUUGAUGAUUGUGUGAUCGAAUCGCCAGGUGAAUCGAGCGGUCGGCGACGCCAAUUGAACCGACAGAAAAAAUGUGGCGCCUCCCGCUGCUCCUGUUGCUGGCCUCGGCUGUGGGUCAGCAGCCGGACGAUCCCUACGACUCGACGCGGGCCACCUGGAACCGCUACGACCCGAACGACCCCCAAAGCCCGACGUUCGGCUACCGCAGCCCGUACGACCGUCAGGACCAGAGUCCCUACGACCGGCAGGACCAGUCCCCCCCGUUCCCGUCGAGUCCCCGCGCCCCCGGUUUCCCCGACAACAUCAUCUUCAAGGAGGCCACCUACUUCGUGGUGGCCUCUCGCAUGUGCAGACCCGGCCAGAUCUACCGAGUGGCAGUGGACGUCCUGCGCAGCGCGGUUCCGAUGACAGUUCGCGCGACGAUCCAGCGGAACGGCGUGGAGAUCGCUGCUGACCACAAAGACGUGAAGGAGGGCAUCCCCGAGAACCUGAUGCUCCGGAUGCCCCCCACGUCGAUCCCAGGGGACUACAAGCUCAGAGUUGAGGGACUGUACAACGGCCUCACCGGGGGCCAAGCCUUCCUCAACGAGACCAGACUCACCUUCACCCAGAGGUCGAUGACUAUCUUCAUUCAGCUGGACAAACCUGUCUACAUGCAGGGCCAGACCGUUCGCUUCCGCGCGAUCCCGAUCGACACGGAACUGAAGGCCUUCAACGAUCCCGUCGACGUCUACAUGCUGGACCCCAACAGGAGGAUCAUGAGGCGGUGGCUCAGUAGACAGAGCAAUCUGGGAACAGUCUCUCUGUCCUAUCAACUGUCAGAUCAGCCCGUCUUCGGGGACUGGAUCAUUCAGAUCAUCGCCCAGGGACAGGUGGAGGAGACCAAGUUCGUCGUGGAGGAGUACUACCAGACGAGGUUCGAGGUCAAUGUCACCAUGCCUGCCUUCUUCUUCGAUACGGAUCCCUUCAUUCAUGGGAUUAUUCAGGCCAAUUACACCUCCGGGGCACCCGUCAGGGGAAACUUGACGCUCAAGGCCAGUUACAGACCCAUCGACAGGUACAGGGCCCAUAAUUACGUGAUGCAGGAGCAGCACUUCAACUUUAAUGAGUAUUAUCCCGCCUGGUUCAAGACUGUUGAUCGGUAUGGGUCGUCACCAGUGCUGAGGUUCUUCAAUGGAACUUACAGAUUUGAGUACCCAAUGGCUGAGCUCCUCGCCUACUCCCCAACGCUCGACGGAAUGGAAGUGACGAUAACUGCAACUGUUGGUGAGCGAUUCCUGGACGAAGUGAUCGUGGGCUACUCGACAGCGAGGAUCUACAACUCAAGUGUUCGAGUCCACUUCUUCGGAGGCUCACCCCAGGUCUUCAAGCCCGCAAUGGCCUUCGACCUGCACAUUCUGGCGUCCUUCUACGACGGAUCGAUCCUGAGGGACACUCAGCUGCGCAACGCACAGAUGGAAGUCAAGGCUGACAUCGACACGAGGAACGGGAGACGACAACUGGACGCGCAGUAUCUGGCGGCUUCUGACGAGAACCCCUCGAUCUGGCACGUGAAGAUCGAUCUGAGGAAGCAGUUGAACCUGCUCGACGAUCCCAGACGCGCCCAGCAGGAGCUCAACAGCAUCACGGGGAUGAGGGUCUACGCGCAGCUGCUCGAUGGCGAGGGCCACAGGGCACAGGCUGAGCUGCGUCUCCUGGCCCACGAAUCCCCGGAGCAGAGGCACAUCAAAGUCUGGACCUCCACGAAGACUGCCAAAGUGGGGGAGUACCUGGUCCUCCACGUGCAGACCAACUUCUACAUUGAGACGUUUAACUACGUGAUUUUAUCCAAGGGGUCGAUUAUCCUCAGUGGACAGGACAUCAUGGAGCACAACAUAAGGACGUUCUCUAUUCCCUUGAGCUCGGAAAUGGCACCGGUAGUGACAGCAGUGGUCUAUCACGUCGCCAGAUACGGCGACGUGGUCGCCGACUCAAUGACAAUUCCCGUCAACGGCAUCUCCCGCAACAACUUCACGAUCUUCAUAAACAACAAGAAAGCCCGGACUGGCGAGCGCGUCGAGGUCGCCAUCUACGGCGAGCCCGGGGCCUACGUCGCCUUGUCGGGAAUCGACCGAGCUUUCUACACGAUGCAAGCGGGCAACGAGCUCACCUACGCCAACGUCAUCUCCAAAAUGUCGCACUUUGAUGAGGACACCAACGGAACCCACUCCCACAGCUGGGUCUUCCACGACGGCGAUCCAGACGAAGUCGUACACUUUCCCUCCUCUACUUUCGGAAUCGACGUCAACAGGACCUUCGAGUACAUCGGCCUAGUCGUCUUCACGGAUGCCCACAUCUACAGGAGACCCGACACCUGCAACAGGACCCAGGGCUUUGCCGAGUGCAUCUCAGGUUCAAUCCGUUGUUACCGAUUCGACAAGAAAUGCGACGGGGUGUUCGACUGCGAGGACGGCACAGACGAGGCAAGAUGCUCAAUGGGAAAUGCCACAGACCUCUCCCUCUUCCGCAAGAACCGCUUCAACCGGAUUCACCGCCUGUACGAGAACGUCUGGCUGUGGAAGGACAUAAACAUCGGUCCCCACGGCCGCCACAUCUUCAACGUGGACGUCCCAAGGCGGCCGGUCCACUGGAUGGUGACAGCCUUCAGCAUGAGCCCCAGCAAAGGCUUCGGAAUGUUGCCGAAGGCCCUGGAGUACACCGGAGUCCUUCCGUUCUUCAUCAACGUGGAGAUGCCCGACACGAGUCGACAGGGCGAGCAAAUAGGCAUUCGAGUCUCAGUAUUCAACUACAUGAAGUACAACAUUGAGGCGACGGUGGUCCUGGUCGGCUCCAACGACUACAAAUUCGUUCACGUCGAGGAGAAUGGCAUCGUCCAGUCGUACAAUCCGAGGACCUCCUUCGGGGAUCAUCAGUUCUUCAUCUGGAUUCCAGCGCAGGACGCGGAGAUUGUGUACCUCCCCAUCGUCCCAGUGAGGCUUGGGGACAUCAAAGUCACGAUCUACGCGACAACAAUCAUUGGUCGUGACAUUGUGGAGAGGAAUCUUCAUGUCGAGGCCGAUGGGCUGCCCCAGUACAGGCAUGAGUCCAUGCUGCUGGACCUCAGCAACAGGGGGUAUAUCCUGGAACACAUGCACGUCAACAUCACGGAGACACCCAUUAUCCCAUACUCGGAGCAGCGGUACUACGUCUUUGGCUCGAAUAAGGCCACGAUAUCAAUCGUUGGGGACAUCGUGGGGCCCAUGUUCCCCACCAUGCCGGUCAAUGCCACUAGUCUGCUGGGGCUUCCCAUGGACUGCGCCGAGCAGAACAUGUUCAGCUUUGCUGCCAAUAUGUAUACGACGCUGCACAUGAGGUUGAUAAACCAGCGUAAGAGAGGAGUGGAGAAAGAGAGUUUCUACCACAUGAACAUAGCUUACCAGCGCCAGCUCUCCUUCAUGAACCCCGACGGUUCCUUCAGUCUCUUCCGAAGCGACUGGAACAACUCCUCCCCGAGUGUCUGGCUGACAGCAUUCUGCGCGCGUAUCUUCCAGGAGGCGAGUUUCUACGAGUGGGAGAACCACCUUUACAUCGAUCCCGACGUGAUAGCCCAGGCAGUGGCGUGGGUGCUUCGUCACCAAACCGAGCUGGGCUCCUUCUACGAGGUGACCUGGUUCCCAGACCGUAAAAUCAACAGCACCCUGCAGGACGACGAGGGCAUCAUCCGAUCCAGAAACAUCAGCCUGACAGCUCACGUCCUGAUAACCCUGGAGACCGUGAAGGACUUGACAGGAGGUCUGGGCUCGCAGGUGGCACUGGCCGCAGCCAAGGCCUCCAAAUGGCUGGAGCAGAAUCUCAACCUGCUGGAGGCCAAAGGAACGCCCUACGAGAUCGCCAUAACUGCUUACGCCUUGCUCCUCUCCCAGUCAGCAUCAGCAGAGCAGGCGUUCAAUGUUCUGUCCAUGCACGCCAGACGAAACGGAUCGUACGCAUACUGGGGGAGAAAGGACAUUCCCCCGCCCCCAAUAAAAACCGAGAAUACGAAGACUUACCUGUUGCCCCGACUGCCAUACGAAUACGACUCUGAGAAUAUCGAGACAACGGCUUACGCUCUGCUGGUGCACGUGGCAAGACAAGAGGCGUCGGUGGACCCCAUUGUCAAGUGGCUGAAUUCCCAGAGGCUGACCGACGGUGGAUGGGCAUCAACUCAGGACACAGUAUGGGCGAUGAAGAGUCUGAUGGAUUACACCAUCAGAUCUAGGAUCAGGGAAGUGAGCUCUCUGGUGGUGACCAUCGAAGCCACUGCAUUGUCUGGUAAAAGUAAGAUCCUGAGGAUUGACAACAGCAAUCUGCUGCAGAGGCAGGCCAUCGAGAUCCCCGAGGCCUGGGGGACCGUCAAGAUUCAGGCUAGGGGCGCUGGUUAUGCCAUUCUCCAGAUGACUGUUCAGUACAAUGUCGAUCAGCCACGUUUCCAGACACAGCCACCUGUCAGGGCAUUUGAUCUCGUUGUUAAACCCGAUUUCGUGGGGAGGAAUAAGUCGCAUAUUGUUUACAAGAGCUGUCAGAGGUGGACUAAUCUCGAGGAGUCCGCCAGGUCGGGAAUGGCUGUGCUGGAUGUCACCAUUCCCACUGGGUACAUGAUACAGCAGCAGACUUUGGACAGGUACACCAGGUCCAGGAUGGUGAGGAAUCUGCAGAGGGCGAGGUUCCACUGGAGCGAGAAGAAGGUACUAUUCUACUUUGAUUAUCUCGAUAGCGAGGAGACUUGUGUCAAUUUCACUGUUGAGAGGUGGUAUCCUGUGGCCAACAUGUCGGCUUAUCUACCUGUCAGGGUCUACGAUUAUUAUGCACCUGAGAGGUUCAAUGAGACCAUCUUCGACUCAUUGCCGACGUACAUUCUGAACAUUUGCGAGGUCUGCGGGAGCUCGCAGUGCCCAUACUGCCCGAUUUACAACGCAGGGACGGUAUUCACGUCCUCGGGGAUUGUUAUGGUAGUCUCCAUUCUCAUUUCUGGUUUUAGGUAUUUUAGGGGGCAGGAGUUCAAUUUUGGGGGGGCCAGGGGAGGGGGGUAGGGAUUACUGGAGGUUUAGGGAGUCUCGGGGAUGAGAGUUUUGGUGGAAAGUGUUUGGCUAUGGGAAAUAGGGAAAUUUUUCUAGAGCUUUCUAAAUUAUCCGGGGAUUUAGAGAUAUAAAAAACGAAUUAUUGGUUGAAUAUAUGGGAUUUAAGGAAUUUUUAUAGUACUUCGACAAAAAAUUCUCAUCCAAGUUACCGUCUCCCAUAUUUUAAAGAUGUUUAUGAGAAAUUCAUUCCCAUUUUAACGCACAGAUAGUUUAAUUCUGUCAUGACAGAAUUGUGGAAAAAUGUGCCCAUAAAAAUUCUCCUAUUUCUCACAGAGUCUCAAAGGACUUUAUCAGAACAAAAUUCUACCGAGUCUCAUUACUGAGUAAUUAUGUUUUAAUAAGAUGAGAUUGUUCUUGUUCUAUAUUCCAUGAGGUAAUCUCUAGUGCGUUGGCAGUUUGCUAUCAACACCCCCCAAUGAAUCCCCGCAGAAUCUCAUUUUGUAUAGUUCUUUAUAAUUUUUUACUCCAAUAAUUGUUUAAUUAAGGAAUUAGCGAACGUACAGAUUGAUUGAUAAUCGCUCGACGACAGAAUGGGAAAUAAAAACUUGACAGCCUGUACAUAGUAGGGCAUAGUAAACCAGUACAAUCGUUCAAACCCAACAUCAGAGUUAUAUUUUAAUAAAUAAUUGUAGUUAUUGAGCUUGGCUCUCAUAUCAAAGUUUACUGAUAAGUUUUGGGUAACUGUGUACAACACUCGCCAAAGAACUGUUAAUCUUCAGUCCGUGGCGGGGGUAUUACUCCCAAGUACCCCAACAAUCCUCAUAACAUGGUUUUAUAGAGUCUCAAAGUUUUUUAUAAUAAACUAGGUAUUUGGUUAUUUUUGUUAAAUCAUCCGUCCAAACUCCGUCGGGAGUUGACUUUGUACUUUUAUAAUUAAUCGUAUGAAAAAUUAUUCAUAUCUAGGCUUGACGAUUUUAUAUCACAUAAACACGAAUUAUCAUCGUUCGUUAUUAUGAUGAAUCUCAGAUCCGUCCACUGCAUAACAAAACUGAAUUAUAAGUGACUUAUUAAUUUUUGUAAUGUCUAUACAAAUAAAGAAUUGUCAAUUUUUUCAGUA
Diachasma alloeum is the source of this 6322-nucleotide messenger RNA. RefSeq names its product CD109 antigen (gene Mcr). The coding region runs from base 241 to 5217 and encodes 1658 amino acids. The transcript is spliced from 6 exons. Gene Ontology annotation, molecular function: protein binding; endopeptidase inhibitor activity. The record is from RefSeq and is a predicted model, not a curated record. Gene Ontology annotation, cellular component: extracellular region. NCBI's taxonomy places the organism in Eukaryota, Metazoa, Arthropoda, Insecta, Hymenoptera, Braconidae.